Messenger RNA from Exophiala spinifera, 948 nucleotides. RefSeq lists its product as uncharacterized. Lineage: Eukaryota; Fungi; Ascomycota; Eurotiomycetes; Chaetothyriales; Herpotrichiellaceae. The coding region runs from base 1 to 948 and encodes 315 amino acids. The transcript has a single exon. The record is from RefSeq and is a predicted model, not a curated record.
AUGGACGCCCUCGCUCAAGGAAGAGUUAAACCCGCGGGUAUCGAUCUGAACUAUAUCACAAUCGAGCAUCCCAGAGACAUCUUCGACCGCAUGAUAAGAGGAAUGGAGUUUGACGCCUCUGAGAUGUCUGUUUCCGAGUACAUCUGUCGUUGGGCUGAUGGGGAAAGGGACCUCAUCGGCAUCCCGAUAUUGCCUGCACGGGCUUUCCGUCACAACUGCAUCGCGGUCAACACCGACAUCAUCCAGAAACCAUCAGACCUAAAUGGUAAACGUAUCGGAGUCCAGCUUUACACCAUGACCGCCGCAGUGUGGAUCAGGGGAGCUCUGCAGACCGCUGGUGUUGAUCUAUCCUCCAUCACUUGGGUGGAGGGCGACAUCAAAAAGCCCGGGGCCCACGGAAAACCGAAAGCAAAGCCACUGUUGCGCCCUGUCAGAAUUGUGCCAUAUAUGGACGCGGCCAGGUCGCUCAGCGAUCUCCUCGCAGACGGGGACAUUGCAGCCACCAUUGGUGCAGAUACACCACCCUGCCUCGGGAAAGCGCCAAAUGUCCAACGCCUGUUUCCCAAUAUACGAGAGACCGAAAAGCGGUAUUAUCAAGACACAGGCAUCUUCCCCAUAAUGCAUCUUGUGGUGAUCAAAAAAGACCUCGUGGACAAACAUCCUUUUGUUCCGUCGAGUCUGUUCCACGCCAUGAACGAGUCCAAGGAUAUUGCUCUGCGUGGAAUGAGAUUCUUGGCGACGUACCGCUACAUGCUGCCAUUCCUCCCAGCGGACCUUGAAGAGAUCGACCAAUUGUUCGGCGGCGACCCCUGGCCAUAUGGCAUCGAGCCGAAUAGAAAGAGUCUGGAAGCUCUGGUCACUUACCUCUACGACCAAGCGAUGGUAGAUCGGAAGAUCCCACUGCAAGAGCUAUUUGGUCCAGUACACGGUCCGAACUUGAAGAUAUGA